Messenger RNA from Acanthocheilonema viteae, 612 nucleotides. Lineage: Eukaryota; Metazoa; Nematoda; Chromadorea; Rhabditida; Onchocercidae. The record is from the annotation of a GenBank genome assembly.
AUGAGCUUCAUCCUAACGGCAGCUAUCAUAUUUGUCACUUUUUACAUUUCUGGUAAUGCUAAGGAAAUGGCAACAGUUACGAAGAAAGUUUAUUUUGAUAUUGCUGUCGGUGGUAAUAAGAUUGGAAGAAUAGAAAUAGGUCUAUUUGGUAACGAUGUACCGAAAACAGCAGAAAACUUUCGCGCAUUGGCAACUGGUGAGAAAGGUUUCGGCUACAAAGGAUCCAAAUUUCAUCGUGUAAUCAAAGAUUUUAUGAUACAAGGUGGUGAUUUUACGAGAGGAGAUGGAACCGGUGGUAAAAGUAUUUAUGGUGAUCGUUUUGAUGAUGAGAACUUUAAAUUGAAGCAUUACGGUGCUGGUUGGUUAAGUAUGGCUAAUGCAGGAAAAGAUACCAAUGGAUCGCAGUUUUUCAUAACUACGGUACAAACGUCAUGGCUAGAUGGUCGUCAUGUUGUAUUUGGAAAAGUUCUAGAAGGUAUGGAUGUUGUUAGAAAAAUUGAGCAAACUGCAACACAUCCAGGAGAUCGCCCGAAACAAGAUGUUGAAAUUGUAGACUGUGGCGAAUUGACUAUAGAAGCCCCGUUUGACACACCGAAAGAAGCUGUGGCAUAA